ACGUAACGGGAGAUAACUCUUGUGGCAGUCGUGUCGAAGACUGAAUUGUGUUGAAUGCGAAGGGUCAAGUCCCUGGGAGAGAGCAUAUGUUAUCUGCACAUCACUGGAAACACCCCCAAUCAUGACGACAGUAAAGGUUGGAAUAAUAGGAGGCUCUGGCCUGGAUAAUCCUGACAUAUUGGAAAACAGAGAAGAAAAGCAUGUUACAACUCAAUUUGGAAAGCCUUCAGAUAGCCUGGUCCUUGGAAAUAUAAGUGGCAUUAAAUGCGUCCUAUUGCCCAGACAUGGCAGACAACACACAAUAAUGCCAUCCAACAUAAACUACCGAGCGAAUAUUGAGGCGCUGAAGGCAGAAGGAUGCACACAUCUGGUGGUUACAACUGCAUGUGGGUCUCUACACGAAGACAUGCACCCCGGAGAUAUUGUCCUUAUUGACCAGUUUAUUGACAGGACUCAGAAGAGAGCUCAGACGUUCUAUGAUGGGUCAUCCUCUUCACUGCCAGGCGUCUGCCAUAUUCCCAUGAAUGAACCUUUCUGCUCAAGAACCAGGCAGAUUUUGUCUGGGUGUCUAAAGGAUCUGGGUUACAGGUAUCAUACAACAGGGACAAUGGUGACAAUUGAAGGUCCGCGGUUUUCAUCAAAAGCUGAGAGCAAGAUGUUCCGCUUGUGGGGAGGCGAGGUCAUCAAUAUGAGCACAGUUCCGGAGGUGGUUCUAGCGAAGGAAGCUGGGCUGUGUUAUGCCUCACUGGCUCUUGUUACUGACUACGACUCCUGGCGGGAAGACACAGAGGCGGUAAAUGUUGAAUUAGCUGUAAAGGUUUUCAAGGAGAACGCUGUGAAAGCCAUCAAUGUACUGAAAAAGGCCAUCCCAAGAAUAGCAGCAGAGGACUGGAAGGAGACCAUCGCAGAACAUAAGGAUAUAGCAAAGAGGUCUGUGAUGUUACCACCAGAAAAGUGAACCUGUCAAGAAUACAAAAUCUUCAUUUAUUAAUCAGAGCUCUCAUUCAGAAUACAUGUAUUAAACUUCUUUACAAUU
Molecule: messenger RNA, 1036 nt
Organism: Haliotis rufescens (red abalone)
Lineage: Eukaryota; Metazoa; Mollusca; Gastropoda; Lepetellida; Haliotidae
Product: S-methyl-5'-thioadenosine phosphorylase-like
Exons: 9
Coding region: 122-958 (278 amino acids)
Biological process (GO): nucleoside metabolic process
Cellular component (GO): cytosol
Molecular function (GO): S-methyl-5-thioadenosine phosphorylase activity
Source: RefSeq, a predicted model, not a curated record